AUGCCUUAUAUAAAAAAAUCUACGAAUGAUCAAACAGUUGUAACGAAAAAUGUGCCUGUAAAAAAUGGUCGUAUUGAAAAGAAUAAACAACUUUCAGAAAAGAAUACUCACAAGGCACAGAAUAAUAAAAAAUUUACAAAUGAUUUUAAUAGAACUCAUAGACAAACCAAUAAAAUCAAAACCUUGGAAGCUCUAAUAUCUGAAAACAUAAAGGUUAAAUCUGAUCUUGAUAAAAAAUAUAAAGAAUUAGAGAUGUUGAAUAAUAGUAUUAAAAAUGAACGUGAUGAAUUAACCAGUCUUAAUACCACCAAAGAAACGAUUGUCAAUGAAUUAAAGAUGAAGAAAACAAAGAUUGCAGAACAAGAAAAAUUAGUCGAAAGGUUGAAUGCAGAAUUUUUGGAAAUUGAUAAUAUUCGUCGUUAUUUACAUAAUGAUAUUCAAGAUUUGAAAGGAAAUAUUCGAGUAUUUUGUAGAGUCCGUCCACAAACAUUCACAGAAAUAGAUGAACCUCUUGCUGAAAUCAUAUAUCCAAAUAAUAGUGGAAAUAAAAAAAUUGUGAUUUGUUCAAUUAUAAAAAAUUAUCGUAGUAUAAAUAGAAAUAUCAUCAAGGAAUAUGAAUUUGAUCAUGUUUUCAGACCUGAAAGUACUCAAGAACAAGUAUAUAAUGAGCUUGCACAUGUAGUUCAAUCAGUGGUUGAUGGAUAUAAUUGUUGUAUAUUUGCUUAUGGACAAACUGGUGCAGGAAAAACUUAUACAAUGCAAGGUUCAGAUGCUUCUCCUGAAACAGAAGGGAUGAUCACCAGGGCAUUUAGACAUGUCUUUAAUCUUGUUAAUGGUUUGAAAGUUCAGGGUUGGACUUAUACAAUCGAAGGCCAAUUUAUUGAAAUAUAUAAUGAUCAAGUUUAUGAUUUACUUCAAAUGUCACGUGGAAAUGUCAAAAUUACACAUGACACUGAGAAAGGUUCAACUAGAAUUACUAAUGUCAAAACAGUAAAUCUUGAGUCACCAAAUCUUGUCAACCAAGUGCUUAAAUCAGCGACAAAGAAUCGAUCAGUUGCUUCUACAAAAAUGAAUGAUAAAUCUUCAAGAAGUCAUAGCAUAUUUAUGAUUCAUAUUACAGGCACAAAUUCAAAUACAAAAGAAAAAAGAUUGGGUUCAUUGAAUCUUAUUGAUUUAGCAGGCUCUGAGAAAAUAUCAACAUUUGGAUCUUUAGCGGGGGAUCUUCAAACUGAAACAAUACAAAUUAAUAAAAGUUUAAGUAGUUUGAAAACCGUUAUAAAAAAUAUCAAGGAUGGAAAUCAUAUCAAUUAUCGUGAUUCAGCUUUAACAUAUGUAUUGAUGUUAGUUAAUAUUUCUCCAAUAAGAUCAUCACAAGCAGAAACUGAAAACAGUUUGGAGUUUGGUCGUGUUGCUAAAGCUACUCACACUGGCAUUGCAAAGAAGGUUAAAGCUUAG
Messenger RNA from Entrophospora candida, 1455 nucleotides. NCBI's taxonomy places the organism in Eukaryota, Fungi, Glomeromycota, Glomeromycetes, Entrophosporales, Entrophosporaceae. The record is from the annotation of a GenBank genome assembly.